Messenger RNA from Chaetomium strumarium, 1470 nucleotides. RefSeq lists its product as uncharacterized. Bases 273 to 1193 code for a protein of 306 amino acids. Lineage: Eukaryota; Fungi; Ascomycota; Sordariomycetes; Sordariales; Chaetomiaceae. Gene Ontology annotation, cellular component: nucleus. The transcript has a single exon. The record is from RefSeq and is a predicted model, not a curated record.
CAGCAUUUUGGGUGUGGUGUUGCACAGUGCUUUGACAAAGCCAUCAACGAUGGUAUUCUACUGGGAAUGUGGCGCCCAAGGGAGCUGGCAGCACCGGAGGUCCGGCGUAUAUAUUCCCUUUGUGACUUAAGUGUCUCGCGGGUCGUGACUGCCAAACUCCCCGCAUCUGCAAACAUCGCACCGACUUCCAUCUUUGCUGCUUCGUCAAUUACUUACUACUAGUAUCCCAAAGUGAAACCGACAAGCUCUCACAGAAUCAAGCAACAUACACCAUGACAGUCCAGAACAUUCUCAUCGUCGGCGCCACUGGACAGCAGGGUGGCGCUGUGAUCAAAGCCCUCCUCAAUCUCCCCCAGGCCUCGACCCGCUUUAACAUACUGGCCUUGACCCGCAACGCCCACUCCGAGAGGGCGAAGGCGCUCGCCGAAGCCCACAAAGGCACCGUGGAGCUUGUCGAAGGAGACAAUGCCGAUCCCGGCCCCAUCUUCGCGUCCAGACCCAAGGGUUCUAUUGACAGUGUGUUCAUCGUCACCGUGAUGAUGGGCAACAACGUCUCCGAGGAACAACAAGCAAUCCCCCUGAUCGACGCGGCCGUCGAGCACGGCGUGAAGCACAUCGUCUUCACUUCGGUCGACCGCGGUGGCGACGAGAAGAGCUGGACCAAUCCAACCCACGUCAAGCACUUCCUAACGAAGCACAACGUCGAACUCCACCUGCGCGACAAGGCGGAGAAGCAGCCCGGAAGGUUCACUUGGACAAUCCUCCGCCCGGUGGCAUUCAUGGACAACUUUGAGCCCGGCAUGAUGUGCACAAUGCUCACGGCUAUGUUGGCGGCCACGAUGAGCCCCGACAGGAAGCUGCAGCUGGUGAGCGUACGGGACAUUGGCCUCUUUGCCGCCCAGGCGCUUAGCGACCCCGCUAAGUGGUCUGGGAAGGCGGUCGGUCUAGCCGGAGAUGCGCUUACCCUUGCGGAGAUACGGGAGAAGUUUGCUAAGGUCACGGGCCAGCAAAUCCCGGAGGCUUGGACGAUCGUGGGCCGGGCGGCGCUGUGGGCUAUGAAGGAGAUGAAGGAUAUGCUGGAGUUCUUCGAGAAUGAGGGUUAUGGGGUUGAUAUUGAGGCGAGGAGGAGGGAGGUGCCCAUGCAGGACUUCGAGACAUGGCUCAGGGAAGAAAGCAAGUGGAUGAAGAAGUAAGGCCCCGGGACGCCAUGGCGUCUUUGUAUUAUUACUUCCAUUGGUCUUUGUCGGCGUUGCUGGGUUUUGCUUUUCUCUUAAUAGGUUUCCUCUCGAUCUUUCAGUAUCGCCAUCCGACCUAUCAUGCGGGGCGACAGAUCGGAAAGCAUACUAGUAGUAUGUUUUCUCGGCCCGUCGUCGCAUAUCAAAGGCAGAAUGUGAAAUCAUCACUACCACUGACUGUGAGCUUGGCUUGCUAGCAGUCUGUUCAGCCCUAUGGUGCGACAAAAGAGUGAUU